This is a messenger RNA of Peronospora matthiolae, 219 nucleotides long. NCBI's taxonomy places the organism in Eukaryota, Oomycota, Peronosporomycetes, Peronosporales, Peronosporaceae. The record is from the annotation of a GenBank genome assembly.
AUGGAUGCCGAUGUCGAUCACAUCGACACCGAUGAUGAUGAUGACGAAGAUUCUGGUUUAUUCAGCAUCGCAAAUGACUGCCACAGUGAGGACGAUGACACCCUAACUGCUAAAGACAACGUUCUUUCAGCAGAGCACACGAAGCGCACUACUGUUAACAAGGAUGAAACAGCAGAGGAAUUUCUGCUGACUCGCGAAGCGGUCGUUCGCUUCGUUUAA